Molecule: messenger RNA, 1455 nt
Organism: Camelina sativa (false flax)
Lineage: Eukaryota; Viridiplantae; Streptophyta; Magnoliopsida; Brassicales; Brassicaceae
Source: RefSeq, a predicted model, not a curated record
AUGGGAACUGAUUCUCCCACUGAAAAAAUAUAUCAAUCUUUAUUAACAACUAAACCUAGUUGCUUCUCUUCACCUUCGUCUGGAGAAAUCGAUUCGUUAGAACCAAACCUAACACCAGAAGAAGAAGCUUUACUCAUAAAGCUGAAGAGUAAUCGAAUCUCAGAGAUUGAAGAAGCUUUGGUUUCGAUUCGACGCGUUACGAGAAUCGACGAAGGUUCAAGAAUCAGUUUAUGUACGACGAGACUCAUCUCUGCACUUAAGUCACUGAUCGUCUCGAGAUACGCGACGGUUCAGGUGAACGUCACGGCGGUUCUUGUGAACCUGUCUCUGGAGAAAUCUAACAAAGUUAAGAUCGUACGGUCAGGAAUUGUUCCGCCGUUGAUCGACGUUUUGAAAUGCGGCUCCGUUGAAGCUCAGGAGCAUUCCGCCGGAGUUGUUUUCAGUUUAGCUCUGGAAGACGAGAACAAGACGGCGAUUGGUGUUCUCGGAGCUUUGGAGCCGCUGCUUCAUCUGAUCCGAGUUGGUACUGAGUUGACUCGGCAUGACUCGGCGUUGGCUCUGUAUCAUCUCUCUCUAGUGCAGAGCAACAGAGGGAAGCUUGUUAAGCUCGGAGCUGUUCAGAUGCUUUUGAACAUGGUGAAUUUAGGACAGAUGAUCGGUCGUGUUUUGUUGAUUCUUUGUAACAUGGCUUCGUGUCCGGUGAGUAGACCAGCUUUGCUUGACUCGGGAGGUGUUGAAUGUAUGGUUGGGGUUUUGAGAGGAGCCAGAGAGGUUCACGAGUCGACUAGGGAGAGCUGUGUUGCGGUUUUGUAUGGGCUGAGUCACGACGGUGGUUUGAGGUUUAAAGGGUUGGCUAUGGCGGCGAAUGCGGUGGAGGAGUUAGUGAAAGUGGAGAGGAGUGGGAGAGAGAGAGCUAAGCAGAAGGCCAGAAGAGUUUUGGAAGUGUUGAGAGCUAAAAUGGAAGAUGAUGAUUCACCGGAGAAUGAGGAGGUUGAUUGGGAAGAGUUGCUUAAUGCCGAUGAUGUUAGUCGGAGCCGGUAUCGACUCGGUGGUGAGAAAUCGUGUGUUAACUCGGCCGAGUUUUGACGUGUUUUUUUUUUAACUCGUUAUUUAUUUGCUUUUCGAAAAACAAGAAUUAAUUGUGGAUUUCUUUUUUAAGAAAAAUUCUAAAUAAUAGGGUUUUGGGGUUGUAAUUAGUUGGAAGUCUUGGAGAUGAGAUUUUUUCUUUUGUGAAAUUUUUUUUUACGACUGGGUGGAUUCUUUGUAUUUUCUGGCCAUUUGGGUGGCUUUUCUUUUUGUUAAUCCCAUCCUUUCUUUUCUUAUUAUCUUUUGUUUUUUAUAUAUUUUGUUUUAGUAAAAGGAAAAUGAAAAAAAAGUUGUAAGGGGACUAAGGGAUGACUUUUUAAUUCCUUAAGAGAUGGGAACUGAUUCUCCCACUGAAAAAAUAUAUCAAUC